Molecule: messenger RNA, 3129 nt
Organism: Aspergillus terreus NIH2624
Lineage: Eukaryota; Fungi; Ascomycota; Eurotiomycetes; Eurotiales; Aspergillaceae
Product: FAR11/STRIP family protein
Exons: 6
Coding region: 1-3129 (1042 amino acids)
Biological process (GO): cytoskeleton organization
Cellular component (GO): cytosol
Source: RefSeq, a predicted model, not a curated record
AUGGAUGAAGCCCCAGUGUCUGCCGACCUGGCUUUGCAAGAUCCUCAUAUCGUCCGCGCCGAUGAGGUCGAUCAAACUGGGACUGACAUCAGUCCGGUCUCGGACGACCAGCUGAUGGAAGAGGUUGCCGAGGGCCUCAGACAGGAGCAAGCCUCACAGGCUGCACAACCUGCUGCGUUGGGUGCACCCUCGGAGCCCCAACAUCUCCCCCGCCGUCCUGAACUGCGUCGGGAUGGAUCUGCGCCCCCGCCUCCUCUACAGCCACCUCCGCCGGCCCCGAUCCAGCAGAACAUGGAACGGCCUCCAGACUCUCUCAGUUUGGCACAGCUCAGGCAACUCGUCCAGGAAAUGCCCAAGGUGGAACAACCUGCCUACGCCUUUGAGUAUGCCGAUGCGCAGCCAUUCGCAGAGGAAAUUGAAGAAUGGUUUCAGUACAGCGACUUUGAUAGAGCUAUGCUCCUUGGAAUGAGGUCGUCUUUCGACAAGAAGUGGAGCUCGUUCUGCCAGAGUCAGCAGACUGAGACGCGGGUUUCGUGGAUAGAUGCCCCGGGUGAUCUACGGAAGCAGUUCAUGAGUGAAUUGAUUACAAGCCUUGGGGAAACUGCAGUAUUUCCUCGCAUCGAAGCCUUGGAGGCCAUAUGCUAUGCUGUCACUGGCGUCUGGGCAAUGACUGCCGGCAGAGCUACGGAUGACUAUCCCGUGGAUGAGUCUCAGGCAGUGGAUCCCAAGCCCAAGUCGCUCCAAAUCAAGUGGAUGGAAACUAAUGUAACCUUAUUUUGCGAAUGCGCUGGCAUCGAGCCAUUAUUCGCGUGUCUAUGUCGAGCCUUCGAGAAGACUCGGAACCCCUCCAAUAACGAUAUGGACCAUGCGGGCGUCGAAGCGAAUCAAGCCUCACUUGCUGUUUCAGAACGGGAGGCCAAUCUUGUUCUCACGGCUUUCUAUUUGACAGUAGAGGUUGGUCGAAGGCAGGAAUCCCGUGACCCUUCGAAUGCACCUCUCAGGGACGCCCUCAUGGACUUGAAACCUAACCUGCUAGUGUUCUUGGUUGAGAUCAUAGCACGAUUGCGCUGGGACGAUGCCACGAAUGUUCCGCUCACGAGAAUCAUUCUUCUCUUCUGGAAGUCUCUCCUUCUCUUUUUCGGCGGCAGCGACAGCUUGAAGAAAGCCAAGGAAGAACUGGAGCCGUCGUUUGAAAAUAAAGAGGAUGCCUCUUCUCGGCGGACCCCCUUCCUCACUGCAUCCCCUCUCGACUAUCACGCCUUUCGACAGGAGAUCACAUCCAAAUACCCAUCAUACAACCCGCCUCCACCGGUGGUCCCUCUGGAGUUAGAAAACAGCUCUAUCCUUCCUCCUCUGCCGCAACACCCGAGUCGAGCAGUCUCCUCCAACGGCCUCUUUUCCGGAGUUGGACCCUCCGUUGCAGGUGGAAAUGGUUCGAUCCUUCACCAGUCUGUUCAUAUUGCGACCCCGGCACCAUCACCUCCCCCUUCUCCCAUUGGGCCUGGAGGCAAAGCCGGAAAGAAACAAAACUAUCAGACUAACCAAAACUUCCCCUUUAUGUAUCCUCCCCUCGACAAUUCCAGCAACGACCUCGGUGGGAAGGGCACUACUGAGCUCCAGGAUGUGUUGGUGGGAAAGAAGUGGGAAGGGAGCGAUGUCCCCGCAUCGAUUAUUGAAGCCGGCAAACUGUUCUCCAGUCGUGUGAAGAUGACGCGGGCCAUGCGUCAACUCUGGGAAGAGCGGGAGCGAUUUAUGAAAUAUGAUCGUGGUUGGUGGCUGGAUGACAGCGGUAAUGCAUCGGAUGACGAUGUUCAAGAUGAGCUUGCCGAAGAGUUGGAGGGUCUUGAUCUUCAGACAAAGAAAAAGUCUGGUCCUACAUGGCCUUCGCAGAAGGAAACUGAAAAUGAAGAUAUCCAACGACGUCUGGACGCCGUUGAAGCUUUUUACACCGAAGCACUUGUGCAUCUCCAGUCGAUUACGAUUGUCUUCUUAAAGGUCAUUUUGACAAAUGUCAGUGCGAUGGUUAAUCAGGCCAACGGGCAAAGUGGCCAGAGCAGGAGCGAUAGUUACGGGGCAGUCAAUGGGCUUGCUCGACACGAAGCGGCUCUAGAUUUCGACGCUGUGAUUGAUGAGCUUGAUAAUAUCCGGCUACGUGAGAUCACAGGCAAAGCCAUCUCAGGAUCGCUGCUGCUGUUAGUCAAGUGGUUCAAGAGAUCUCAUAUCCUGAAAUUCGAGUAUAUGACGCAGCUGCUACUGGAUUCGAAUUACCUCCCAUUGAUCCUGAAAAUGUUUGCUCACCAGGAUAUCGAUCAAGCGGUAGCACAGAAAAAUGACCGGGAGGAAUUGGGGUUCUUCCAUUUCUGCCAUGUCCAUUCGGACCAACCGCCCGAGUCACCGUCAACGGACGAAGAGUCCAGCGAGGAUGAGGCCGUUCCUCCUCCCAUCGCUCGACACCGUUCCGACGCCGCAGCAGGCAGCACGUCUGUGCGAGGCCCGUCUCCGGAGGAACCCAGCCCUGACUUUGGCGACGGUCCUCAUCGCCCGGAGGUUGACGAGCUGGGCUACCCGACGGCACCGCCGCCCAAGGAGCCGAUCAAGGUGUUCUCGUUCCGCAACUUUUUCUCCGCCAUUAAUUAUCUGCAUAUAAUGCAGAAGAUCACACGGAACAAGGCCCAUCGGUGUCUUCUACUCGUUCAAUACAAAUCGAGCACAAUUCUGCGGAAGGGACUCAAGAUCCCCGAUCCUCAUUUGCGAUUCUACACCCUCAAGCUGUUCAAGUCGCAGGUCCCGUACUGUGGCCCCAUCUACCUCUACUGUCGACCGGAACUGCGCGAUGACUGGCUGGCCGGAUCGGAUAUCGAUGCUGAGGUUGAGGAGGCUCUUCCUCUGGAGCAAGCGCUGCGCGGUCUCACACAUUGGUGGCAUCUCCGCCGUUACAAGGACGUGAUGGGCGGCGAAGAGGGCGCUUCACUCAUGGAGGAGGAGCGGGACUUCUUUGUCCGCGAACUCGAGUCUAUGGGAUGGGGGUUUGCUGGGGAGGAGAUGCUGAACGGUGAGGACGACAUGGGUGGGUCUAUGAUGAAUGGAACUGAAUGGGAGGGCGCACCUAUGCAGAUGGAGGGAUGGUGA